Symbiodinium necroappetens is the source of this 1983-nucleotide messenger RNA. NCBI's taxonomy places the organism in Eukaryota, Dinophyceae, Suessiales, Symbiodiniaceae. The record is from the annotation of a GenBank genome assembly.
AUGCAGCUCCGGGCGGCAGGCAACGCAAACAGUCCGGUGAAGGCGCGGCAUGAGCCAAGAUAUCACGACAAGAGCAUCGAGGAGUUGCUUCGCACCCUUCCGAGAAGUCCCAAGGACUUUAUGCGCUUCAUUGUAAAUUUGGGCAAGCGGCGGCUGUGGCAGCAUGUUGCGACCGUUUUGUCAGAGAUGCGGCGGGCAAGCAGCUUGCGGCUUGACGUCAUUGCUCUUGGUGCUGCGGUCAAGGCCUGUGCAGGGGCGAUUGCUUGGCCAGCAUCUCUUCAACUCGUAUGCAGCACGGAGCAGGCAGGCGUUGGAGCGGACACAUUUACGUUGAAUUUGGUGCUCAGUAGCACAGACCUGCCCAAAAAGUGGAGGCUUGCGCUGGGCAUCCUGGAGCGUCAGAGGCGCUUCCUACAACCCGACAUCAUCUCGUACGGCUCCGGCUCCGCCUCCUGUUCUCGAGCAAGCCAUUGGAGCGAGGUCUGUAGACUUUAUGGUCAGCUCAGCAUCUCCGGGCUGGAGAAGGACACCACGAUGCUCAGUACGGCCCUGACAACAUUCGAGAAGGCGUCACAGUGGGAACGAAGUUUGUGCACGUUCUGGCGCGUUCGACGAGAGCAUCAGCUUCGUCUCGACAGGCAUACUUUCAAUGCAGCUGCCAGCUCUUGCGCGGCCGGCUUGCAGCCCGAGUUGGCAAUGCGUACCAUGCAGGACAUGAAGCGGCUGACCAUUCAGCCAGAUGUUGUCACCUUCGGGGCGAUGGUUACUGCCACAGAGAAAAGCCAGCUUUGGCAACGAGCAACGGAUUUGUUGCAGCUCAGCAUCUCACAAGGCAUGCCCUUGGAUGUGGUGCUGGCCAGCUCCACAAUCAGUGCGUGCGAGAAGGCGUUGAGAUGGCGAUGGGCUUUGGGGCUGGCAGAGACACUACGAUGCGCUCAUGACCUGAUGCCCAACGAGAUUAUGUGCAACGCCUUGAUCAGUGCUUGUGCUUCUGCUGGCCAGUGGCAGCUGGCGUUGUGUUUCUUGGGUGAGAUGCCGGAACUGGAGUUGAAACCAAGCACAGUUUCCUACAAUGCUGCAGCAGAGGCAUGCCAGAGGGCCUUGUCAUGGCUUGGUGCGGUAAGCAUCUUGCAAGACAUGCGAGAGCGGACUGUGCAGACGGAUGUCAUCACGCUGUCUCUAAUUGGAGCACCUUGCGAAUGUUCGGGCCAGUUUGGCACCUUGCCAAGUCUCGUCUCUAGCAUGCUGAACUAUUCCAGGUCUCGGCUCCAGGCACAACAUGCAAUCACCGCCGUCGAAUUCCUGACGGACCAUGCCUGUUUGCAGGAAAGAGUUGCCAAGUCCUUUGAACGCUUCGAGUGGGAGCGUCUUGUCAACAAGCUACGAGAACUCUGUGCACCCACGUUUGCCCCUCUGGCAUCGGAGAGGACGUCGGCCAGACUGUUCGACUACGAAUUAAAUCAAUAUUUCACAUUGGGCGCAUUUUUCAUCGACAGGACACUGGGGUGUUUCUUUGGGGUCCGGAGUCCAGCCUGGAGGAGUCGUGGACAUGUCUACACAAGGCGCUCGACAGCGGAGCGUUUCUUAGAGGCCGGUACGAGAGUGGAAGAAGAAGCCAGCGCUCACAGUCUGGCCGCAUGGAUCAGCUGUGUUACUGGAUCUGCACAGCCGGGUGAUGUUGGUGAUGGUAUCGCAGGAGGUGUGUUCGGCUAUGGCAGCACUCGUGCUGCACAGUCCUGGCUUCUCCCGGUGAAUGUGCAGCAUGAUCGCUCCAGGCAUUCUGAGCGGCUGGCACUACUGUGCAUCCUUCGCCGUGAGCUAACCACGGAAGUAAUUUCGCCACGGAAAAAAGUUGUGAAGGAGGAAAUGGCGAAGUCUAGAGUGCAUUGCUCAGAGAUGGUGCGCAACAUAGGGUAUUUGCAACAUUGCGGCACAGCUUUAGUCUUUCGGUCAGGUUUGGCAAGGACUGACCAGACACAUUAG